This is a messenger RNA of Thermothielavioides terrestris NRRL 8126, 1406 nucleotides long. RefSeq lists its product as uncharacterized. The transcript is spliced from 4 exons. The annotation marks the transcript as partial. Gene Ontology annotation, molecular function: siRNA binding. The record is from RefSeq and is a predicted model, not a curated record. Gene Ontology annotation, cellular component: nucleus. Lineage: Eukaryota; Fungi; Ascomycota; Sordariomycetes; Sordariales; Chaetomiaceae. Gene Ontology annotation, biological process: regulatory ncRNA-mediated heterochromatin formation.
GGUUUCGUGGGCACCUCAGUGCGCCGCUGUUCUGCGUGGUUGAUUGGAACGGGAGGCUAGAAAGUAAGGUAACAAGGCGCUUCAGUGCCUUCCUUCCUUCCCUCUCCGACCACCCAGGGACCGAGCGACGAAGGAACUGGAAAUUCUUACCUUUCUGGUGACUUCCACUCUUCUCCUUCAUCCCCAAGAAACCAAAAAAACUUUCCAGCCAACCAAAUAUCGAUUUCUUGACCUCGAGAACCUCCCUCUCCUCUUCCCGUUGCUGCCGUUACCGACAAACCGACCGACCGAUCAUGUUUCGCCGUCGCUGGUCGGGCCUCCCGGCCGACCCAGUCUUUGCCGCCGACUUCAAAGAACUCGGCUACUUCAUCAACGACAUCGACGAGAUCCGAUCCAUCGACAACUCCGACUACUACUUCAAGUACUACCUGACCAAGAACUCCCGCUGGAACGAGCGCCAGCGCUUCGCCUUCAACGAAGCCGUCCGCAAAACCAUCCACGCCCGCCUGACCGCCCCGUCGCCGUACAACUUCACCACGGUGCGGCUCCCGCUCGGCACGCCGCCCUCGCAGCCGCACGUGCCCGUGCUGACCUCGCCACACCUCGCAGCCGCCUCCCGCGUCGUCCUCCUCGUCGGCGAGCCCUGCCAGGCGCUCGGCGUGCUCGCGCACCGCGUGAUCUGCGGGCGCGGCGGCAUCACGCGCGGCUCCGUGCUGGGGCUGGUGGGCGCGCUGACGGCGGCGGCGGAGGCGGCUGCGCAGCCGCCGCCGGACGUCGUCCUGGCCAACACGGGCGAGCUGUGGUGGUGGCCCGAGGGCGGGCGCGGGCUGACGCCCGUGGAGCGGCACGCCGUGCCGAUGGCCAGCGCCGUCCACUGGGGUCGGUGGCAUGAGAAGGAGAAUGAGAUUGAGGGGCAUCGGACGGUGCGGGAGCACGUGCGGGCCGUGUUCGAGGAGGUGGUUCUGAACGGGGAGAUGGUGGACGAGCGGGCCAAGGUGGAUGUCAUUGCGGUGGGUGAUGCGGCGGAUGAGGUGGAGGGGUAUCUGGACGAUGAGGAGGUGUGGAAGAAGGUUGGCACGAGGCUGAAUUGCCUGGUGGUGAUGGGCGGGUUUUACAGCUCGGCGAACUUCAAGUGUGAAGGGUUCAGGCGGUUCAUGAAGGAGCGCGGACGCGCGUACGUCAUCCACCACACGCCCGUCGACACGCCCGUCGCCGGUCCGAGCGGCAACCCUGGCGCCUCCGGCUUCACCUCGUUCGGCUGCCCCGUCUACAGCGCAGGCCCCGCCGCCAAGUACACCGAAACGAUGCUCAUCGAGGCCCAGCGGGAGGUCGUCAGCUGGAUCCAGCAGGUGGCGCUGGCUGGCGACGCGUACAAGAACGAGGUCUUCGCAGUGUUUGGCGAGGAG